Molecule: messenger RNA, 1614 nt
Organism: Neoarthrinium moseri
Lineage: Eukaryota; Fungi; Ascomycota; Sordariomycetes; Amphisphaeriales; Apiosporaceae
Exons: 3
Coding region: 1-1614 (537 amino acids)
Molecular function (GO): heme binding; iron ion binding; monooxygenase activity
Source: RefSeq, a predicted model, not a curated record
AUGCUAGACUUGCUCAAGAACAUGGGCUUCACGGACUGGGUCACCAUGAUCCUCGUCCCGGCUUUGCUCACGUUUGUUGUGAACCUCGUCUACAACUUAUUUUUCCACCCCUUAGCCAAAGUUCCCGGGCCGUUCCUUGCCCGCGCCACUGGCAUAGUCUCCUGGUAUUAUGCGCUCAGCGGCCGGCGACACCUCUGGAUAUGGCAGCAGUUCCAGAUAUACGGCUACCGAGUCCGCAUACACCCCAACGCCGUGGUCUUCUGCGACCCCGAGUCGUAUACCGACAUCUACAGCACCAAGUCCAAUGUGCGACGGAGCAAAUUCUACACGGCAUGGCGUCGUAAUGACCGCGACAGAACCACACUCAACUCGAUCGACGUUGCCGAGCACGCGCACAGGCGCAAGCUCCUUAACGUGUCUUUCACCGAAAAGUCGCUGCGGGCGGCCACCGGCUUUAUCAUCAAGCAUGUGGACCGCUGGCACGCGCUCCUGGUAGAUGAGAGUGGCUCGGACUGGUCUGCACCCGUGGAUUUCGCCGAGACGGUAGAUACGCUGGUCUUUGACAUCAUGGGAGACCUCUGUUUCGGUCGGUCAUUUAAUAUCAAGGAACCUGGGGAGAAUCCUUUGAAAGUCGUGCCCCAUAACAUUGCAAAGUAUACUCAGUUUCAAAAUCCGCUCGCCCGCUCCCCGUUUCUUGACUUUAUAGUCUGGCUACAGCCUCGGGGUCUUGAACAAAUUCUUGAAGUCGUUACCCCUCCUGCAGUGAAACAGUACUUCAAGUUUGUGCACGACAGCGUCACCGAUCGCAUUACCUUGCAGGCUGAGCAGGCUCAGAAGCCCGAGAGUGAGCGACGUCAAGAUAUGUUCUACUUCCUGUUCGAAGCUCGGGAUCCGGACACAGGCCUCCCGGCUUACAAGGAGACCGACAUCCGAGCCGAAGCCAACCUGCUUAUCAUCGCGGGCUCGGACACGACGGCAAUCAGUCUGACUGGCAUCAUAUUCUAUCUUACUGGCAACCCGCGCCCAUACGAAAAGCUCGUAAAAGAGAUCCGGACCACAUUUGCAUCAGUGGAGGAUAUUGUACACGGACCGAAACUUCUAGGGUGCCAGUACCUCAAAGCCUGCAUUGAUGAGGGAAUGCGUCUUACGCCGGUUGUACCCAGUGAGCUAUCGCGUGAGGUGCUCCCGGGAGGCAUCACAAUCAAAGGGGAAUACUACCCGCCGGGGACAAUCGUCGGCUCCGCCAAUUGGGCCAGCUCGCGCAACCCGGACGUCUACCCCGACGCGAACGUGUUCCGGCCUGAGCGCUGGAUCGUCGACGAGGCGGCCGGCGUUACGAAGGCUGAUGUGGCCCUGGUGCGGUCCAACUUCCACCCAUUUGCCUCUGGGCCGGGCAACUGUGUCGGCAAGAACCUGGCCAUGACCGAGCUUAUGAUCACCCUGGCCCGGACCCUGCACCGGAUGGAAGUCAGGAGAGAGCCUGGGUCGACACAAGGCGCCGGCGCACCGGAGCUUGGAUGGGGUGCCCGUGACGACAAGCAAUUUCAUCUGUACGAUGCGUAUAUAUCCCUUCGCCACGGACCUCGGGUGCAGUUCCGCAAGAGAACCGCCUGA